Messenger RNA from Aspergillus candidus, 639 nucleotides. RefSeq names its product putative extracellular SCP domain protein Pry1. The coding region runs from base 1 to 639 and encodes 212 amino acids. The transcript has 3 exons. The record is from RefSeq and is a predicted model, not a curated record. Lineage: Eukaryota; Fungi; Ascomycota; Eurotiomycetes; Eurotiales; Aspergillaceae. Gene Ontology annotation, cellular component: extracellular region.
AUGCGACGACAACACCAGAAACAUCAAGGAAUAUCCCUCCUCGCCCUCCUCACUCUCACACUCACCACCCUCCCCGCCCCAACAACAGCAACACCACCACCCCAAACAACCCAAACAACAGUCCACGUAACAAUGACCCCCACAGCACCGCAACCCCCCUCAUACACAUCGCCCGACAUCUUCCGCGACACCGUCCUCGCACACAGCAACGACUACCGCAGGAGCCACAACGCUUCAGCCCUCGUCUGGAACGAGACCCUCACAGAUUACGCGGCUGAUUGGGCGGGGGGUUGUAAAUGGGAGCAUUCUCACGGACCCUACGGCGAAAACCUCGCCUUCGGAUACCCUGACCCCGCCUCCGCCCUCGCAGCCUGGGCCGACGAGAGCCAAAUGUAUAACUACGAUAUCCCGACUGGCUUUACGGAAGAGACGGGGCAUUUUACACAGUUGGUCUGGCGAGGGACUGAACAGGUGGGAUGCGCGGCUAUCGAUUGCGGGUUUCGCGAUAGCGAUAGCGAUAGUAGGAAGACGCGCGCGCAGAAGGACAGUACGCUGGGGAAGUAUGAGAUGGCGCAGGGGUGGUAUGUUGUUUCCGUCGAGUACGUAUUCUGGGCCGUGGCCUUCGAGUACUACGGAUGA